UAUAUUAGUGCUGCUGCUGAUGAUGAUGAUAGAAAUGGUGAUGUGAAGGAUGAUAAUGAUAAAGAUAAAGACAAUGACUGUGAUGAUAAUAAUAAUAAAAAUAACAGAAAUAAUAAUGGAGGCGAUGAUGAUGAUGAGUAUGAUAAUGGGGUAGGUGGUGGUGAUGGUAACGAUUAUGCUGCUGCUGAGGAUGAUCAGGAUUAUGAUAAUGAUAAUAAGGAGGGAUGUUAG
Molecule: messenger RNA, 231 nt
Organism: Protopolystoma xenopodis
Lineage: Eukaryota; Metazoa; Platyhelminthes; Monogenea; Polystomatidea; Polystomatidae
Source: the annotation of a GenBank genome assembly